Monodelphis domestica (gray short-tailed opossum) is the source of this 366-nucleotide messenger RNA. The record is from RefSeq and is a predicted model, not a curated record. NCBI's taxonomy places the organism in Eukaryota, Metazoa, Chordata, Mammalia, Didelphimorphia, Didelphidae.
AUGGAGUCCUCAGAGAACCCAUCUUAUGAUCAUGAGAAGUGCCCUGACAAAAGGUUUGUAUGUAUCUUCAAGGAGAAUAACUUAUGCUCUGAAGAUACUGACUGUGAAGAUAAUGAGAAAUGCUGCAUGCUUGGCUGUGGGAAGAAGUGCUAUAACGCCUAUGGAGGUACCAAAGCCAUGUGUAAAUUGCCUAUGGAGAAAGGCUCCUGUGAGAUGUCCUUGUACCGCUGGUGGUACAAUUCCACGACUAAGACCUGCCAAAAAUUCACCUAUGGUGGCUGUUUUGGAAACAACAACAACUUUCAGUCCCAGAAAAUUUGCAAGACAUUGUGCAAAGCAUCACGUGAGGUCAUGGGAUCCUUCUAA